AUGUCGUGCGCUGAUCCGACGGACGCUGAGCCCAAUAAUACGAUAUCAAUAGAUUGCUCGGGCCUGAAGACAUGCAAAAAGUGCGCGGAAAAUCCAUCGUGUCUUUGGUCUUUGGAACGUCAGGCGUGCUUCGCCGACUACGGAACGCCGCUAUUUCUGACGGUGCGCAAAGAGUCUGACUGUCCCAGUGUGUCGGUGGCCUCGAGUGUGACAUAUGUGUCUCAUCUGCCGUACGUUUACAUUCUAAAUGUGACCAACGACGUGACCGGGUUCUUGGAAUUUCUCGAUCAGACACAGGUGUGGUGCGUCAUGUUGGACGUAACGCGCCCCGCCGGGGUGUAUGGUGACACGAUCCAUUGCAUGCCGGUGAACCAGACUGAUCUGGGCUUCGACCACCAGACGUUGAUGACCUACCACUGUUACGUGAUUUUCGGCGACGGUGACACUAUACUGCGGCUGGACGACGGCGCCGACAGUUACAUCACUGUGUACGACGAAUAUCACCACGGCUACCGGCCGGACGAAAGUUGUGUGACCUGUCUCUGGGACGUGGGCCAGUUCGCGUACUAUUACAAGUGGUGUCCCAGCCGGAACUUGGCUACAGGCAGGUACAGGUACUACGUCGGUUACAGCAAUACCGACCACAAAGCUGUGAUGCCGGCCAACGACCGACUUUGGGCCACGGUGCCGGCGUCGUCCGGGUGCAAUGACGUGCGUAUCCAGUCCGUGGAACCGUUGUCCGGGUUGUGGACGGGAGGCCAGCAAGUCAUGGUGAAGGUCAACAACUACGCGACCUUGGCCGAUGGCAAAGGUGGGGUCAAAGUGACCGUGGCCGGGCGUGACUGCGUGCGACCGACGAUGGUGGAUCUCCGGAACAGCAGGAUCACGUGCCUGUUGACCGCGGCCAGCCACGACUACAUGGGACCGCUGGCUGAAGAGCAAGGCCCGGUAGUAAUCACUUACCAGGCAUCUUCGCUAACGGUCGAGUCGACGCAAACGUUCCGGUUCGUCUAUCCCGAGAUCACGGAAAUCGGUCCGUCGUGCGGCCCGCUGACCGGUGGCACGCUGCUCACGGUUAGCGGACGACACCUGGACGCCGGCAGUCUCGUAACCAUAGCGGUGGCCGUUGGUGACGGUGUAACGCCGCCGGUGCCGUGUGAAGUGGUCGCACGGCACAGCGACCGCAUCCUGUGCCUGACCGGGCCGUCAAAUAAGCCCGCGACCGGCACCGUCAGCGUGGUAUUCGACAAGACGCUGCGCGUCCAGAACGGUACGGCGGGUGGUCCGCUCGCGUUCACCUACGCCGCUGAGCCGGUCCUGGCCGCCGGUCAACAGUUAGAAGGCAUCGCGUCCGGCGGCAUGGCUGUGCCAGUCCGCGGGUCCGGUUUUGCCUGCGUCAGUGAUGCAACGAUGUAUGUGGACCGCGGCGGCGUCCGCCGAGUCGCCGCCGGUCACUGCCACCCGGUCAACGACACGUACAUGGUAUGCGGUAUUCCGAAACUAGACGGACCGAGAGCCGGUGCCUUGCCGGAACGGUUGCGUUUCGGGUUCCACGUUCGGCACGCUGACGGUCACGUUUCCGACAUGCCGCCGCCGCCGGACACCGACGGGUAUGUGGCGCACGCCGACCCUGUGUUGGAGGACUUUGUCGUGUUGCCCAACGGCAGGUCCAUGCUGAUCAACGGACCGGAUCUGGGCCACGGUUAUCGGGCCGCCGAAAUUAUGGUUGUUCAAUUCUCGAAGAACCUGACCGCGGCCGCCUGUAAUGUGACCGCUGUCACCCCGCGCCACAUCAUGUGCGAGUCGGACUCGCCGAACGGUCUGAACGGCGUCCCCGUCAUUGUCGUCACUAUCGGCGACCAGUUGGCCUACACGGUCAACAGAAGAAUGAACAACAGUCAGCACGAGUCGUCUAGACGACGUCUUACAAUCAUAUUAUCAAUCCUCGUGUCAUUCGCCCUAGUGUUAUGCUAUUACAAGUCCAAAUACAUGAACAUCGCAAACCUUGUAAAUACUUUAUAA
Molecule: messenger RNA, 2022 nt
Organism: Metopolophium dirhodum (rose-grain aphid)
Lineage: Eukaryota; Metazoa; Arthropoda; Insecta; Hemiptera; Aphididae
Product: plexin-A3-like
Exons: 1
Coding region: 1-2022 (673 amino acids)
Biological process (GO): semaphorin-plexin signaling pathway involved in axon guidance; negative regulation of cell adhesion; regulation of cell shape
Cellular component (GO): semaphorin receptor complex
Molecular function (GO): semaphorin receptor activity
Source: RefSeq, a predicted model, not a curated record